UCUGUUUUUUUAGGGUUUAGGCAAAACCCCCGCAGAGAAUUAAGCCGAAGACUCGAGGCCGCGAUCCACUGCGUUCGUUUCUUCCCUGGAAAAAAGUAUAUCGAGCUUCUGGUAAAUUUUCAUACGCCUUCUUCUUUGCCGGAGAACAACAAUGGCGAGCUCAAUCGCGUCGCAGUUACAGGCCAUCAAAUCACUAGUACAGGCUGAUACGGAGCCUCUCAAGAGACCCUUCACUCGCCCUUCCAUUCUUUUCAGCCCUAAAGCAGCUGCUGAUGUCGAUAUCGAGACCAUUUACAACCUCGGCCUCGGAGGUCUAGAAUCGCUUGUAAGGAUCGAGGAAAGGUUUGGGAAUUACAAGAACGAUUUGUUUAGUCAUAAGAGCAGAGAUUUGGAUAGAGAACUGGUGGGUAGAGAAGAAAAUGACCGAAUUGAUGCAUCACUUAGUUCGUUCCUACGGUUACUAUCAGGUUAUCUUCAACAUCGCGCUUCCUUGGAAACGCUCGAGUACCUAAUACGGAGAUACAAGAUUCAUGUAUACAAUUCAGAGGAUUUGGUAUUAUGUGCCCUGCCAUAUCACGACACACAUGCAUUUGUGCGUAUUGUUCAGCUGAUCAAGACUGGGAAUGACAAGUGGAAAUUUCUAGAUGCUGUGAAAACUUCUGGUGCUCCACUUCCUAGAUCGGUUAUAGUUCAGCAGUGUGUCCGUGAUAUGCAGGUUUUGGAAGUCUUGUGUGAAUAUGCAUCUCGGACUAAGAAAUAUCAACCUUCGAAACCCGUAGUCAACUUCUGCACGGCCAUUAUUGUCGGGGUUUUAGGUUCUAUCACACCUGUUGACAGUGAUGUCGUGAAGCGAAUUCUGCCAUUUGUGGACUCUGGUUUUCAACCUGGUGUGAGAGAUGGUUCAGAUCACCAGGCUGGUGCUUUGAUGAUUAUUGGCCUCCUGGCCAACAGAUCCACGCUGGACAAAGAUCUUUUCCCACGCUUUAUACGGUCCAUUGCUGAGAUAGCACAUGAACAUGCUAAAGAUUCCUCUGAUCCUCAAUGGCUUCGUUUGUCAUUCAUGGCUUUAAUUAAUUUUGUUCAGCUGCAACCUGUUAAAGAGAUCCCAAAGAAGGCUUUGAACCUUUUAAAGGAAAUAAGGGAUAUAUCUGGUGUUCUUUUGGGCUUGUCCAAAGAGUUCAGCAUCAAUGGAUUCCUGGUGGUGCUAUUGCAUUCUUUUCUUCGUCAAAGUUCCUCUGACGAUCAAUGUUGCCAGGCUUUAACUUCGAUCAUAGAUACGGUUCCUAUUAACAAUUUGGUUGAUCGUUUGAUCUCAGAGGUUUUCUCUUUGUGCAUGAUGUCAUACCAAAAGGGUAAUGAUUUUGCAUCGACUGCAUCCGGAAGCUGGGCCAAGAAAAUUUUGCUUGUAAUUGGCAAGAAUUAUCCCGCGGAACUUCACAAGGCAGUUUCCAAGUUUAUGGAGGAUAGUGAAGUUAAAUCAAAGAAAGAGGGCGCAAAGCUAGAGAUGUUGUCUCGUAUGUUGGAUGGGAACUCAGUUAUGUCCCAGCCAUUCUUGGAUUCAAAGUUAUGGUUCAGGCUCCACCAUCCCAAGGCUGCCAUUCGCCGUGCCGCACUGUCUAGUCUUAAUGGUGUUAUCAAGGUUGAUAAUGCUAAUUCAGAGAGUCUUGUGACAGUUCAGGAUGCCAUAUUGCGGCAGCUUUGGGAUGAUGAUCUGACUGUUGUUCAGGCUGCCCUGUCUUUGGAUCGGUUGUGUGAUAUUCUUAGCGCUUCUGACUUGAUGGAAGCAGUGCUUCAUGUGGUAAAACGAUGCACCGACAUUCUCACGUCAGGAUUAUCACGCAAUGUAGAUCUUGCUGUUGAUGUUGUUGCUUCGUCUCUUAAAGUUGCCAUCUCAGGCCUCUAUAACCUGGCUGACUUUGAUCAGAAAGUUACUGCCACGAUGUUCCCUUUUCUUCUAGUUCAGCCGAAGACAUGGAAGUUGAAUGUACAUGUCCUGGAAUUGGUGAAGGAAGUUAACUGGCCACUUUGCAAGAAUCUUGCUGCAGAUGAUGCAAUGAAAAAGGUACCAGAUCUUCUCUCUGGAAGUUUGCCCCCGAUUAGUAAGGAGGUUAUCAGCAAUUUGGGGCAAACACUUGCCUUGCAUUCUGAUGAGCGGAGGCUUGAGCUUAUUGAGAGCUUUUGCAACUUUAAGUUAUCUGAACUCGUAAAAACUUGCAAUGAUAUCAAGCUGACGGAACAGGAACGCUGCAAGUUACAGAAGGGAUUGUUGAUCCGUGAAAAUCUGUCAUCAUUGAACAUGGAUAUAAUUAGCAAGCUGGCGAAAAUGUUUAUGAUGCGCCCGGGUGACCAUAUGAAGUGGAUUACUGACAGUUGCAGAGAUUGUCCCAUGUCAAAGACUCUUUUCUUUAUGCUGUUGAUACAGUCAGUACACAUGAUGAAUUCUGAUUCUAGUCAAAUAUUGGAUCUAUUUGAAGUUACCUUUCCGGUUCUGAAGUCUGAAUGGGAAGAUCUUGAGGUUGCGGUUGAUGUUUCCUUGAAAGAGCUGUCGAAAAGCAACUGCCAGGAACUCUUAUAUCAACUUAUUGAUGCUGAUAUAGCUUCACUGAAUUCGAAGCUUUUGAACUGCUUGUAUUGGAAGUUUCUUGAGUCAUUCAUUAAACUGGAACCAGUAAAUGCCUUUUCGGUAAGUAGCAGAAGGUUGGUUCGUGGACUUGAAGAUUUGUUUUACUUCUUUGCUACUGCCCGAGCAAGGCAUGUUUUUAAGGAACACCUUCAAUAUCGCGUGAAUGGAGCCAAAGUCUGCCCUGUUUAUUUUCUAACCGGGCUUGUUUCACGUGAAGAUGUCCCUGCUGAGGUUCAAAUUGAAAGUCUCAAAUGUUUUUUGCAUCUUUGCUCCAAUGGAUCUAGUGAAUGGUUGACUUACCUUUUCCCCAGCUUUCCUGUACUUUUGAUUCCCUUAUCCAGUGAUAAUCAGGACAUCAAAGUUGCUGCCAUGAAUUGCAUUGAAGCUCUCUACCACCUAUGGUGUCGUGUUGACUUCUCUAGCAAGAAAAAUGGAAAUGCUGCAGUCUGCAGUGGCUUCUAUGAUGAACUCUUGGGAUUGAUUGUUCAACAAAGGAGGCUUAUUUUAUCAGACAAUAACUUUCUUCCAUCUAUCUUGACAUCACUACUUAGCUCAACAUCGGAUAAUCUUCUGGUGCCUGUGGACCUGCAAAAGAGGUUUGAUCAAUCGACAAAAGAAAAAAUCAUAUCAUUCAUCUUGUUGCGCACUCAAGAGCUUCCUGCUUAUGGGAAGCUAAGGAUCAUGAUGUUGUUAAAAGGUCUGGGAGUCAUACUGCUGCAUGAUAAAAAUCUUGUCUCGUUGUUGUCUCAACUUCUAGACAGACGCACUCGAUAUUAUUUCAAAUUGGAUGAAACAUGCCAGCAACUGUCAGACUAUGAGGUCAAGAUAUUGUGCCUUCUUCUGGAGUGCGCCAUCAUGCCUUCCCCAGCCUCUGAAGGCCAUUCUCUUGAUGAUCAUAUAUUGAAUGCUUUACAAAUUGAUUGCAAGUCACCAGAAGAUCCUGCUGUCAUGUUUCCUUGUCUUACUGUUUUGGAUAAACUAAAUAGUCAAUUUUAUGUUCAACUGAAGGCUAAGAUCCAGGAUCGUUUCUUCCAUAAGAUGGUGUCUCUGUUUCGGAGUGCAAAUGGCAAUAUUCAAAAUGCAGUUAAAGAUGCUGUUUUGCGCUUGGAGAUUUCUUGUUCGACAGUAGUCCGUACCCUUGAUCCUGUAAUUCAUCUGGAAACUCUUGCAUUUUGUUCUUUGAGAGAAAAGAAGAAACAGAAGAAGAAUUCAGCUUCAUGUAUAGAAGAUGAUGUGAACAAUGCUGUACUUCAAUCGGGCGAGAAGGCUCUCUGUUUCGUUGCCUCAUUACUUGACGUGCUUCUCCUUAAAAAGGAUCUGAGACACAGGGAGUCCCUUAUAAGGCCCUUGCUUAAACUUCUAGGAAGAUCGAUGACGCAUGAGUGGGUGAAGAUUGCUCCUUCCUCAGAGGAAGCUUCUGUCCAAUCUUCACAAGAUGUUCUUCAAACAAUUCAUAGCUCAAUUUCUUCAAUCCAACACACAGUGCUCUUAAUUCUUAAAAAUAUUUGUGAUUCACUGAUGGAUUUUACUCCUUUAAAGGCUGACCUAGCAACUGAAAUCAAUGUCAACAUGCUGGUUGAGUUGGCUCAUUCAUCAAAUGAUGGGGUCACCCGGAACUAUGUCUUCUCUCUGUUCACCUCAAUUGUCAAAGUGGUUCCUGACAAGAUUUUGGAUCAUAUUAUUAGCAUAUUGACACUUGUUGGUGAAUCAACCGUGACUCAGAUUGAUAGCCACUCCAAGUCUGUCUUCGAGGAAUUCAUAUCAUCAGUGGUUCCAUUUUGGCUAUCGAAAACUAACAGUGAGGAGCAGUUGCUUCAGAUUUUUGUGAAGGUAUUACCUGAUGUUACUGAGCACAGAAGGCUAUCCAUUGUUACGUAUCUGUUGGGAAUUAUCGGUGAGCAAAAAGGCUUGCCUUCUUUGCUUGUUUUAUUAUUCCGAUCCUUAGUCUCAAGGCAGGACUCAUCUUGGUUUGAUGAUGCUCGGACUUCUGAAAGUUUUACGCCCCUUGCCAUGAGGGAAUGGGAGUAUGCUUUUGCAGUGAAAAUAUGUGAAAAAUAUUCCUCUAUCACAUGGCUCUCGUCCCUGGUUGUGCUUCUUGAAAAUAUUAACAAACACAAUCCGAGUGGAGAGUUUGUCAGUGAGCUGUUACUCGUUUUAGAAUUUGUAUUUCAGAAAUUGCAAGACCCAGAGUUUGCAUUUCUAGUUGCACAUGAACCAAGAAAUGAUGUCUCCGAUGGCAUUCAGCAAAAACUACUGGAGCUUAUGAAGGGUUGUAUAUUUCUCUUGCAAGCCAUCGAUGCAGCUCCAAAGGGAAUGGAUGUAUCUCCUGGAGUUAGGAAAGAUCUCAGGAUUCGUGCACAUGCAGUCUUGAUGACUACCACAGCAGCCAUGGAUCCUUCUGUAUAUUUCAAAGGAAUUACUAGCUUGCUUCAGCAAUCGGACAGUAAUGUAACAAAGAAGGUACUUGGCCUUUUAAGUGAGACUGCUAAGGACACCAAUUCGUCUAAAGUGAAACACAAUAUGAGAAGAGUCGUCAAUCCAAAGAGAAAAAACCCUUGGUUGAAUCUGGAUGAGGUUGCCACUGAAUCCUUUGGAAAGAUGUGCGAGGAAAUUGUUCAUCAAAUCGAUCAUACCGAUGAUGAGUUGGGUGCUCCAGCUAAACAAACUGCUGUUUCUACGCUGGAAGUUUUGGCUAACAGGUUUCCAUCCGGUCAUCCAAUUUUCAGCAAAUGCCUUAGAUCUGUUGCAAAAGGCAUUAGUUCAAAGAAUGUGGGAGUGUCUUCAAACUGCCUUCAUACAACUGCAUCAUUUGUCAAUGUUCUUGGACCAAAGGCACUGCCUGAACUUCCACGCAUAAUGAGGAAUUUGAUAAAAAUAUCGCAUGAAGUGUCAUCGGUGUCUAGGAAUAAUGGUAGCACAAGAAUUGAAGAAGAGUCUCUUCUGCUGUCUAUUCUGGUCACUCUGGAAGCAGUGGUUGAUAAACUUGGAGGUUUCCUCAAUCCUUAUCUUGGAGAUAUAGUUAAACUUGUGGUUUUGCGUCCUGAAUUUGUUUCUGAACUUAACCAGAAGUUCAAGUUCAAAGCCGAUGCCAUCCGUGAGCUCAUAACCGAAAAAAUACCAGUCCGUCUCACUCUGCAACCACUUCUGAAGAUAUAUGAUGAGGCCGUUUAUUCUGGGGAUCGAAGCUUGGUGAUUGCUUUUGAAAUUCUGGCAAACUUGGUUGUAAAAAUGGAUAAGUCAUCUAUUGGUGGGUACCAUGGGAAGAUUUUCGACCAAUGCUUGCUCGCCCUUGAUAUCCGGCGUCAAAAUCCAGCAUCAGUUCAAAACAUCGACGUUGUUGAGAGAAGCAUAAUCAAUGCAAUCAUUGCUCUCACGAAGAAGCUAACUGAGUCCAUGUUCAAACCCCUCUUCAUCAGGAGUAUAGAAUGGGCAGAGUCAGAUGUUGAAAACAUGUCAGGCGGUGAAAGCAAAAGCAUAGACAGAGCUAUAUCUUUCUAUGGCUUUGUUAAUCAACUUUCUGAGAGCCACCGGUCCCUCUUUGUCCCAUACUUCAAAUACUUACUCGAUGGUAUUGUAUCACAUCUCACUAGCAUGGAAGCUUCAAUUUCAUCUAGGAAGAAAAAGAAGGCCAAGAUUCAGGAAGCCGGUGAUGCUAUACCACCUAAAAGCUGGCAUCUUAGAGCGUUAGUGUUGUCUUCCUUGAAGAACUGCUUUCUGUAUGAUACAGGAAGUGUGAAGUUUCUAGACUCAAAUAACUUUCAGGUGCUACUAAAACCUAUUGUAUCACAAAUUGUUGUAGAGCCGCCAGCUUCUUUGGACGACUAUCCAUAUGCACCAUCAGUACUGGAGGUUGAUGAACUACUGGUUUCUUGCAUUGGUCAAAUGGCCGUGGCAGCUGGGUCUGACCUUCUCUGGAAACCGCUGAACCACGAGGUGUUGAUGCAAACCCGGAGUGAGAAGCUACGAGCCCGGAUAUUAGGCCUGAGAACCGUCAAACAGUUCUUAGACAAUCUGAAGGAAGAAUAUAUGGUGUUCCUCGCGGAAACUAUACCGUUCCUCGGCGAACUGCUCGAAGACGUUGAACUCUCGGUUAAAUCUCUGGCACAAGACAUUCUAAAGCAGAUGGAAGAAAUGAGUGGAGAAAGCCUGAGGCAGUACCUCUGAUGCUGCUGCCUGCUACAAAGGGUUGAUCCCAGUUUUGUUUCUAAUGUUGUAAGAUAGAACAUCUGCCUAAGGUUUUAGGGUUUUUUUAGGAGGAACAGCUGUUGAGCUCCUGUAACGGAGAGAGAAUGGUUCUACUUCUACAUUGUGUGGUCUCCUGCUCCUUUUCUAUAUAUAUAAUUAUAUUUAUAUUUACACAAAA
Messenger RNA from Tarenaya hassleriana, 6986 nucleotides. RefSeq lists its product as uncharacterized. The transcript is spliced from 40 exons. The record is from RefSeq and is a predicted model, not a curated record. Gene Ontology annotation, molecular function: snoRNA binding. Gene Ontology annotation, biological process: maturation of SSU-rRNA from tricistronic rRNA transcript (SSU-rRNA, 5.8S rRNA, LSU-rRNA); positive regulation of transcription by RNA polymerase I. The coding region runs from base 152 to 6787 and encodes 2211 amino acids. Gene Ontology annotation, cellular component: 90S preribosome; t-UTP complex; small-subunit processome. Lineage: Eukaryota; Viridiplantae; Streptophyta; Magnoliopsida; Brassicales; Cleomaceae.